This is a messenger RNA of Quercus lobata, 1137 nucleotides long. Its product is annotated as thioredoxin-like protein 4B. Gene Ontology annotation, biological process: mRNA splicing, via spliceosome. The transcript is spliced from 5 exons. Lineage: Eukaryota; Viridiplantae; Streptophyta; Magnoliopsida; Fagales; Fagaceae. Gene Ontology annotation, cellular component: spliceosomal complex; U5 snRNP; U4/U6 x U5 tri-snRNP complex. The coding region runs from base 211 to 699 and encodes 162 amino acids. The record is from RefSeq and is a predicted model, not a curated record.
GGGCUGAGCUCUGCACCCUCUCUGUUUCUCUUUCUUCCUUCCUCCCAAAUUUGCUUUCUCUAUCAGUGGAACUCUCUCUUCACCACAACGCAAAGGCAGCUCCAGCGAGACCUGGGAAGAGUAAAUCCGAGCUUUCUUCUCUCUUUGUUGACAGAUUUGGGAGGGAAUCUCUCCACAAGCGACGAGCCCCAAAAACUUGAAGUGGAGAGAAUGAGUAGUUACCUAUUGACGGUGCUGACAAAGAAACAAGAGGUGGACACAAUCAUCAGAGACACCAUUGACAAGGUCCCUGUCCUCCGCUUUGGCCGUGCUUCUGAUCCUGUCUGCCUUCAACUUGACAACGUUCUUUCUAAAUCUGCUCGGGAGGUAUCCAAAUUUGCAAGUGUAGCACUUGUAGAUAUUGAUUCCAAUGAAAUUCAAGUUUAUGUCAAGUAUUUUGACAUUACUUUCAUACCUUCAACAGUUUUCUUUUUCAAUGCUCAUCACAUGAAAAUGGAUUUUGGUACUGCAGAUCACACUAAAUGGGUUGGUGCAUUUCACAAGAAGCAGGAUUUUGUUGAUGUUGUAGAGAGGGGCCAUGAAAGGCAAGCUGAUAGUGAGUUGCCCUCUGCCACCAGAGCGAAUACCAAAGUAUCAAUUGUUAUACAAGGAUGUAUAAAAGGUGAAUUAGCCUUACACUUGGCAAUCAGACAAUCAUAAGCUCAUUGCGUGUUGUCCUGUAAGGGUGGUUCACUUAAUUUUGUCAACUCAUAAUUGUCUUUUUUACUUCUUGCUCUGUUAGAAAAGGGCUAACAGCAGCACCAAAAACAGCUAACAAACCCUUCUGAGAGCAGAGCUCACAUUUGGCAGAUUGCCAAAAGAGAAUAGGUAACUGGAGUUACACUAAGACCCCAUUUAGCUAAGGCAUUGGCAGCUUUGUUGAAGAUGCGGUGAAUCCGACAGAAUACGGGAGCAUCUAGCUGACCUGCAUAAAAUAACUAUAUGGUGCACAGCUUUGAGGUGAAAUCAGAAAUACUUGAUGAAGUUUUUCUGCUAUCCUAUAUGGUAUACACAGUGGCCUAAAGAAUACAAAGUUUAUUUGUCCUUCUUUUCAUAGAAAUGUAAUAUGUAGAGAGAUUCUUUUGUAGAAUGGAAUUA